AUGUCCUCACUCGGUGGUUCAUGUUGUGGGGAGCUUGCAAAGGAGUUCGUCGAUUUUGUUAAUAAGGCUUGUACCCCAUUUCACGCUGUCGAGGUUCUUUCUUCUUGGUUGGUCUCUGCCGGGUACAAAAAGCUUGUCGAGGGUCAGGUGUGGCCUUCGGUUGUGCGAGGCGGCAAGUAUUUCGUCACCAGAAAUGACAGCAGUCUGGUGGCCUUUUCUGUCGGUGGCAAAUUUGAACCUGCAAACGGGAUAAAGAUUGUUGGGGCUCAUACGGACUCACCCAAUUUGGCAUUAAAGCCACGAACAAAGGUGGACAAAGGAGAGUAUCAAGGCGUUGCAGUUCAAUGCUAUGGUGGGGGUCUAUGGCAUACCUGGUUUGACCGUGAUUUGACGGUUGCCGGUAGAGUUUUUAUUUCUGAAUCAAAGCUUGAAAAACGUCUGGUGAAUUUGCAGAGACCUAUCAUGCGAAUACCAUCCCUUGCAAUUCACCUUGAAACUGCCCAAGAACGUGAAUCAUUUGCACCAAACAAGGAAAAGCAUCUGGCUCCUAUAAUUGCCACAAACAUUUCGGGCUCACUGACUGGAGAAAAAGAGCAGAAGCAUAGUCUUCAUCUUAUGAAGUUAAUUGCGGAUGCCUUGAAUUGUAAACCAGAGGAUGUUGUAGAUUAUGAUUUGAGUGUUAUUGAUACUCAGGAGGCAACAGUUGGAGGUGCAUCUAAUGAGUUUAUAUUUGCCCCGCGAUUGGACAAUCUCAUCUCAUGUUUUUGCGGUAUCAAAGCCCUUCUUAGAGGGGACAGAAAUCUUGAAACUGACGACAUGAUACGGAUGGUUUGUCUCUUUGACAACGAAGAAAUUGGCUCCGCAUCUUCUCAGGGAGCUGGUGGAACCAUUAUCCCUGAUAUUAUUGAGUAUAUUAUUGGUUCAAAAACACUGCGUUCCACACUCGUAGCAAACUCCUUCUUACUUUCAGUGGAUGGGGCUCAUGCGCUUCAUCCAAAUUAUAAGGAUAAGCACGAAGAGAAUCACCGGCCACUUCUCCACCGUGGGCCCGUUAUUAAGUAUAACGCAAAUAUGCGCUAUGCCACAAAUGGUGCCACCGCUGCAGUGAUCAAAUCGAUUGCUAAAAAGGCGUCCAUACCAUUGCAAGAAUUUUGUGUGAAGAACGACUCCCCGUGUGGCUCAACAAUUGGUCCCAUUCUUUCAUCUUUGUCUGGGAUCCGAACUGUUGAUAUUGGGAAUCCUAUGCUAAGUAUGCAUAGCGUACGUGAAAUGUGCGGGACGCAGGAUAUUUUACAUUUGACAAACCUUGUUGAGGAAUUUUUUACCCAGUAUAAUAGGGAUAUGAUAUCGUGA
This is a messenger RNA of Trypanosoma grayi, 1353 nucleotides long. RefSeq names its product putative aspartyl aminopeptidase, putative,metallo-peptidase, clan MH, family M20. NCBI's taxonomy places the organism in Eukaryota, Euglenozoa, Kinetoplastea, Trypanosomatida, Trypanosomatidae. Gene Ontology annotation, biological process: proteolysis. The coding region runs from base 1 to 1353 and encodes 450 amino acids. The record is from RefSeq and is a predicted model, not a curated record. Gene Ontology annotation, molecular function: zinc ion binding; aminopeptidase activity. The transcript has a single exon.